CGUCGACGCGGGGGUUUGCUUUGGCCGGAGUCCGCUAUCCCUGCUCCUGGGUAUCUGCGCUUUUGGCCCCGCGGUGCCUGGGGAGGAGGGUCGCUGUCGUCUGUUCGCAGACCGGCGCCGUUAGCAGGGCUUGGUGCUCGGAACAGCAGCCUUCACCUCCUUCGCAGCUUCUCUUCCGGGCCUAUCUGCUUCAGGGUCCCCGCGGAGCGGCUGCCCCCGUCCCGGACUUGGCCCGGAUCAGUCAGGGGCCCAUCCCCUCUCCGGGCUCGGAUGGGAGGCGGCGGGAGCAGCGGCCUGGGAUGUUCAGUCUGAUGGCCAAUUGCUGCAGCUGGCUCAAGCGGUGGCGGGAACCCGUCAGAAAGGUGACCCUUGUGAUGGUGGGACUUGAUAAUGCUGGUAAAACUGCAACAGCAAAGGGAAUCCAAGGAGAGCACCCUGAAGAUGUAGCUCCUACCGUUGGAUUUUCCAAAAUUGACCUUAGGCAAGGAAAAUUUGAAGUCACCAUCUUUGACUUGGGAGGUGGAAAGAGAAUUCGGGGAAUCUGGAAGAAUUACUAUGCUGAAUCCUAUGGAGUAAUAUUUGUUGUGGACUCCAGUGAUGAAGAGAGAAUGGAAGAGACAAAAGAGACAAUGUCGGAAGUCCUGAGACACCCCAGGAUAUCGGGAAAGCCUAUACUGGUGUUAGCGAAUAAGCAAGACAAGGAAGGGGCUUUAGGAGAAGCUGAUGUGAUUGAAUGUCUGUCUCUGGAAAAAUUGGUCAAUGAGCACAAGUGCCUAUGUCAGAUAGAACCUUGUUCAGCAGUCUUGGGGUAUGGAAAGAAAAUUGACAAGUCCAUUAAAAAAGGCCUUUACUGGCUCCUACAUAUCAUUGCAAGAGACUUUGAUGCCUUAAAUGAACGCAUCCAGAAAGAUACAACAGAACAACGUGCUCUUGAGGAGCAAGAGAAAAGAGAAAGGGCUGAACGAGUGCGAAAAUUGCGAGAAGAAAGGGAAGAAAGAGAACGAGAUCAGGCUGAACUGGAUGGAAACGGUGGUCUUGCUGAGUUGGACCCAGAACCGAUUACUGUUAAUCCUUUCCAGCCAAUAGCGUCUGUGAUCAUUGAGAAUGAAAAGAAACUUGAAAAAAAGAGGCAGAAGAUAGAGAAAGACAGCGAUGGCUGCCCCCUGAAGCAUAAAAUGGAGCAUGAACAAAUAGAGACCCAGAGCCACAUCAGUGACAGUAGCCAAAAAAACAGUGAGUUUGGAAUAGCAGAAAAUUACAAGGAAGCAUUAACUCAGCAGUUGGAGAAUGAAGAUGAGACAGACCAGCAGUCUUCAGAAUCAGAUAACAGUAAAAGGAAAACUAAAAAACUAAGAAUAAAAAGGAGUCACCGGGUAGAGCCCGUUAACACAGAUGACACUGCUCCUAAGAGUGCAACACCACCCCCCCCUCCUCCUCCUGUUGGCUGGGGCACCCCCAAAGUCACUAGACUUCCAAAACUUGAGCCUCUUGGUGAAACACGUCAUAAUGAUUUCUAUGGGAAGCCACUCCCUCCUCUGGUUGUACGACAGAAACCCAACAGCGAUGCCCAUGACGUGAUCUCAUAACCAAGUCCACGUGGAUGAGCGUUCUUUAUAUCGGCGAGAUGAGGUGGAGGGCAUUCUUCUUCCUCAAAGAAGAAUAACCCUGAGCAUUGACAACUGGCAAAAUAACCACAGCGAUUUUAGCGGGGAGUUUAAGAUUACCGGCCACCGCCCUAAAUGAUCUAAUAAUUACUCAUCGUGUUCUUCAUGGUUAAAAAAGAAAGGAGGUAAAAUGAACAGUGUGAGGGAUGAGCAUCUGGAUCAAGUUGGCAAGAUGUAGUGUUGACUCUCUGGUUUACGCGUCCCCGCCCCUGGGCGUAUUCCUGACGGAAAACCUCUUCAGAAAAAGAGCUAAUGGACUCCCUGCUUUCUUUACUAUUUAAUAGCCUCUGUUUCUGUCUGUUAGACUAUUUUUGGUAAGUUUCAUGUGCAUGUAGAGGAAGCUCUUGGGAAUUUAUAACCUAAAUUUUUUAACUAUUUUUAUAUUUUUCUAAAACUUGUAUUUAAAAGUUUUAAUUACUGUAAUAUUGAUUGUGUACUUUCCUAUAGAUGCUUUUUUUAAAAUUGUGUCUGGAAAAUAGAAUUGAUUUACUUGACAGCUGUUAACUAUAUGAACAGGAUAUAUUUACGCCUUGUAGUAUUCUUGAAGUAUGCAUCCUAAUUUGACCUAAUUUUAAAAUAUUAGCUUUUUUAAAUAGAUUUUAUGAACUUUAUUCUACCAAAUUAUGUUAUUUGAAAGCACUACCCAAGGAUAGAGUUCAAUUUUAUUUUUGUUGUUGUUAAACUGUUUUCUUAUUUUAAUAAACGAAAGAGAUUUGAAAUACCUUUUUGACCUAAAUGUUUUUUAAAUGAAUAAAAAUAUUAUAUGAAAUAGUACUAAAAAUUGCAGUAAAUACCUAUUUUAAAUUCAGAGAUCAAGGCGCUCCUCGUCACCACCUUGUUCUGUCAGAAGCUAUAGAAACUCUUAGGUCACCCCAAUUCUGUCUUAAGUUUUACAACCAGGAAGUAGCUUGGGUACUGAAGCAAUAAGAAUAAAAAUAUUCAAAAAUUACUUUUAUAAAGAAAUAAUUCCAAAAUAAUUUCUUAAUUUAAAAUAAUAGCACUUGCACUUAAGAAUGGCAUCCAUAGGAUUCUCUGUCUGGCAUAUAGACAAAUUUAUGUAUAUGUAUUUUUUUUUCUUGAGUAAUAGAUGUAUAACAUUGCCUUUAACUAAAUGCAUACUUUUUGUCAAGCUGAAAUUACUAUGAAGAGAAUGAUUUUUAUAUUACCUCGUUAAAACUGGUCGGCUUGGUAACUUAUGCUAACGACCGACAUGUACUGGUAUCUGAUGAUAGCAUUAGUAAGUACUUCUAAAGCAGUGUCAUAUGACUACUUAAUAGCAUCACAUUUUAUUCACAUUUUUAAAACUCACUAAAUUUUUAUUAAUCAGGUCACUUAUAACGCUAGUCAGCAUGAUACACAGUUUCUUGUAGUUUUGUUGUACACUCGGCCUACUUAGCUCACCAAGUGAGGGAAAAAAGCAUUCUACUUCAGAUAAAAAAUCCGUAGCAAUCUAAAUUUGAUAAAAAAAAAAUUUGAUAGAUGGCUGAAAUGUAACACGGCAAAACAGGAAUUACAUUUUGAAAUGGAUUUUGGAGAAAAAAAUUAUUUGUAUAUCUUUUGAUUCCUUUGUAACAUUUACAUUUAUUUAUUCACUUUUUUAACUAAACUCAUACUUUUGCCAUCUUUUUAUAUUCAUCUAGUUUGAGAGUGUGAUUUAAAAAAAAAUUUUGUUUCCUACUAAUGUUCUGAUAUACAGUAAUUGCUACAAGUCCAUUUAAUACAAAUAACAAUGAUUUUGAAAUUAUAUAUGUGACAAAAUGGAAUAAAUGUUUUCUAUAAAGUAUCUCAUAAAAUUAAUUUGUAUCCUUAAAGCCUUCUAAAAAUACUUUAAAAGCUCUUUUGUAAAUCCAGGUGGAUUUUAAUAAUCAAAUGCCUUUUUUGUUAUAUGCUGCAGGUUUAUUCUUAAUGAUCAUGAAUUAUAACAUUUUUACACAAUAAAAAUAAUUUAUACCA
Loxodonta africana (African savanna elephant) is the source of this 3617-nucleotide messenger RNA. RefSeq names its product ADP ribosylation factor like GTPase 13B (gene ARL13B). Gene Ontology annotation, molecular function: GTPase activity; GTP binding. The record is from RefSeq and is a predicted model, not a curated record. Gene Ontology annotation, cellular component: ciliary membrane; non-motile cilium; motile cilium. Bases 300 to 1586 code for a protein of 428 amino acids. Lineage: Eukaryota; Metazoa; Chordata; Mammalia; Proboscidea; Elephantidae. The transcript has 10 exons. Gene Ontology annotation, biological process: receptor localization to non-motile cilium; non-motile cilium assembly.